UUCAGUUUCCUUUUCUAUAUUUCCUUUUCUUUUCUUUUUUUUUAAUGGCAGUUUCUUCCUGCUGAAAGAGCGUGUGCGUUUCUUCUCUGUUGUCUUGUAUAAAUACUACUGAAUUUGUACUACGUGCUUGCUUGCUUCCACAAACCAAACCCAAAUUUUAAUUUUAGGGUUAUUUAAGUUUAAAACAAAGCAAAAAUCACCUACCCAUUUCAGUUUCUUUUCUGUUUUGGCACCGACAAAACGGGAAAACAAUGAAAAGAGUGGUAAAGUUAGAGUCUUUACUAUCUGUAAGUAGACUCACAUUAAUCCAAACGUUAAUGGGUGUUCUUCUUUUCUACUUACUCUUCAUCACCCUUCAAGUUCCUCUUGUUUUUAGAAAUGGGUACUAUGGCUCGGUCCCCAACGACGCCGACGACGUUCUGCCCCGACCUUUGUUAUCAUCUGGAAGCAACGACGAUGGUCUUCCCUUAGCAAACCCGGAACCUCCUUCUCGGGUUAUGAAGCGGUCGCCUGCAAGGCGAAUGCGAGAAAAAAAAACACUGUCCGGUUUGUUUUUCAAUGAAACAAUUUUUGAAGGUAAUGAUUCUGCGGAUGAGUUCUCUAUUCUACACAAAGCUGCUAAAGACGCGUGGCUAGCCGGUAAAAAGCUAUGGGAUGAUUUAGAGUCCGGUAAAAUUAACCAACUCAACUCCACCGACAAUAACCGGACCGAGAAGUGCCCGGCUUCUAUAGCUUUAUCCGGGUCGGAGUUUUACGCCAGGAAUCGGAUCAUGGAGAUUCCUUGUGGAAUGACUUUAGGAUCCCACAUAACGGUGGUGGCUAAUCCUAAGUGGGCUCACCCUGAGAAGGACCCGAAAAUAGCGUUGUUGAGGGAAGGGGAGGAGGAGUUGAUGGUAUCACAGUUUAUGAUGGAGUUACAGGGGUUAAAGACCGUUGAUGGAGAGGACCCACCUAGGAUUCUUCAUUUUAAUCCCAGAUUAAAGGGUGAUUGGAGUGGCAAACCUGUCAUUGAACAGAAUACUUGCUAUAGAAUGCAGUGGGGUAAUGCUUUGAGGUGCGAAGGCUGGAGUUCUAGGGCUGAUGAGGAAACUGUUGAUGGACAGGUGAAGUGCGAGAAAUGGCUCCGUGAUGAUGAUGGUAAUUCAGAAGAUUCAAAAGCCACAUGGUGGUUGAACAGACUGAUAGGGCGAAAGAAGACGAUUUCAUACAACUGGCCAUUCCCUUUUGCAGAGGGGAAGUUAUUUGUUCUUACCCUUAGUGCUGGCCUGGAAGGUUACCAUAUUACCGUUGAUGGAAGACAUAUCACUUCUUUCCCUUAUCGUACUGGAUUUGUUCUCGAGGAUGCCACUGGAUUGUAUUUGAAUGGAGAUAUUCAUGUACAUUCUGUUUUUGCUGCUUCGUUGCCUUCCUCACAUCCAAGCUUUGCACCACAAAAACAUCUUGAGAUGCUCACAAAGUGGCAAGCACCACCUAUUACUGAGGAGCAAGUGGAGCUCUUCAUUGGCAUUCUUUCUGCUGGCAACCAUUUUGCUGAGCGAAUGGCUGUAAGGAAAACAUGGAUGCAGCACAAGUUGAUAAGAUCUUUAAAAGUGGUGGCUCGAUUUUUUGUAGCACUGAAUGGGAGAAAGGAAAUAAAUGUGGAGCUAAAGAAAGAAGCAGAUUAUUUUGGUGAUAUUAUUAUGGUUCCAUACAUGGAUAACUAUGACCUUGUUGUAUUGAAGACUGUUGCAAUCUGUGAAUAUGGGGUUCGCAUUGUGGCUGCAAAAUAUAUUAUGAAGUGUGAUGAUGACACUUUUGUUAGGGUGGAUACCAUGAUCAAUGAAGCAAAGAAGGUGCCAAGUAAUAGAAGCUUGUACAUUGGAAACAUUAACUACUACCACAAGCCUUUGCGUACUGGUAAAUGGGCUGUGACGUUUGAGGAAUGGCCGGAAGAAGAAUACCCACCCUAUGCAAAUGGUCCCGGUUAUAUUGUAUCCUCUGACAUUGCAAGAUUUGUUGUAACCGAGUUUCAAAGUCAUAAAUUGAGAUUGUUUAAGAUGGAAGAUGUGAGCAUGGGAAUGUGGGUGGAAAAGUUCAACAGUUCAAAACCUGUGGAGUAUGUGCAUAGUUUGAAGUUUUGCCAGUAUGGAUGUGUUGAAGAUUAUUACACUGCUCAUUACCAAUCUCCAAGGCAGAUGAUAUGCCUUUGGGACAAAUUACGCCAGGGAAAUCCCCAGUGCUGCAAUAUGAGAUGACCGAUGUACGAACCCAUUUUGGUAGUGUCCAGCCUUAUUACAAUAGUUCCAAGAAGACCAAGAAAGGGAGAAAGAAAAAGUUUUGCAGUCAUAGUAAAAUCUCUGUACAUAUUCAGAGCGAUUUAGUAUAUACUGGAUUUCUGAUCAUCAUCGCAUAUGCCAUUAUGUGAUGUUCUUUGUUUCAAAUAGUCAAUCAACUUCCCUUGUUGCUGUAUCAUACUCUAGCAACAAUGAUAAUAGAGGGAUUAUACAAUUUAUAACAGACGUGCUGGUUUGUAAUCUAAAGUGGGAAAACAUAGGAGUGGAAAGAAUUAAAACAUUCUGUUUGAACA
This is a messenger RNA of Ricinus communis (castor bean), 2566 nucleotides long. Its product is annotated as hydroxyproline O-galactosyltransferase GALT4. The transcript is spliced from 7 exons. Gene Ontology annotation, molecular function: carbohydrate binding; galactosyltransferase activity. Gene Ontology annotation, cellular component: Golgi membrane. NCBI's taxonomy places the organism in Eukaryota, Viridiplantae, Streptophyta, Magnoliopsida, Malpighiales, Euphorbiaceae. The coding region runs from base 252 to 2234 and encodes 660 amino acids. The record is from RefSeq and is a predicted model, not a curated record.